Messenger RNA from Cucumis melo (muskmelon), 1044 nucleotides. RefSeq lists its product as uncharacterized. The transcript has a single exon. The record is from RefSeq and is a predicted model, not a curated record. The coding region runs from base 1 to 1044 and encodes 347 amino acids. NCBI's taxonomy places the organism in Eukaryota, Viridiplantae, Streptophyta, Magnoliopsida, Cucurbitales, Cucurbitaceae.
AUGGAUGAGCAAACCAAUGAUCAGGUUCAAGCAGUUCGUCAAGACGUUGAAGGAUUGAAAGAUCAAUUGGCAAAGAUCUUGGAACUGCUCACUACUGGAAGAGGAAAGAGUGUUGCAGGGACUUCAUCACAAGUGGAAGUAGAUCUAAACCAGGUACUAGAGGACAUUCUUGCAUACCCUCCAAGUUUUACUCCUCAAAGGCCGUCUAGUCCACGCAUGGUGGAUAGGACAUAUCCUACAUCUUUUCCAGCACCAAAUCCUAACACAACCACCCAACAGGCAGCCCAUGUGAGUGAUCUCAUAUCUACUCCAAUUACGAAAAGUGGUAAGAAAAUUUCAGAAGAGCAGGGUAGUAGAAAAAGAUUAGAAUUUCUAGAAGAAAGAUUGUGCACCAUUGAAGGUAUAGACAUGUACGAAAGUAUCGACGCAACACAACUAUGUUUAAUAUCAGAUGUGGUGAUCCCUCUCAAAUUCAAGAUUCCAGAUUUUGAGAAGUACAAUGGAACCACGUGCCCAAAAAGUCGUCUAGUUAUGUAUUGUCGGAAAAUGUCAACUUACGCUCAUGAUGAUAAAUUGUUGAUUCAUCGCUUCCAAGACAGCUUAGUUGGUCCAGCUUCUCGUUGGUACAUGCAGUUUGAUGGCUCACAAGUGCAUAGGUGGAAUGAUCUCGCCGAUUCAUUUUUAAAACAAUAUAAGUACAAUAUUGAUAUGGCACCUGACCAUUUGGAUCUUCAAAGGAUGGAAAAAAGGAAUGUUGAAACUUUUAAGGAAUAUGCACAACGAUGGAGAGAGUUAGUUGCACAAGUGCAACCUCCCCUAACCGACAAAGAAUUGACAGCCAUUUUCAUAAACACUCUUCGGGCCCCAUACUAUGAUAGAAUGGUUGGAAGUGCUUCGACUAAUUUCUCAGACGUCAUAAGAAUUGGGGAGAGGAUUGAAUUUGGAGUGAAGAAUGAAAGGAUCACCGAUUUUUCUUCAGAGACAAGAAGGAUGAUGACCCUAAAGAAGAAAGAGGAAGAAAUACAUGAGUUGAGCUCGACUUAA